AUGUCUACCCCCAACCCGCAUGGCCGCAAGUCAUUGCGCAACUCGGGUGUCGGAGCAAGCACUCCGUCCGGCGACACCACAUUGACUGCGCUCCAGCGCCUACCGAGUCAUACACGAUACCCUCUCACGCCAAGUCGUCUCAUCACCACUGCCACUCCGUUGACCCAGCGGUCGGCUUCUCGCUACACACCCUCUCGAUACACACCACGAUCCAGAGGUGCAGGAGCGCCGUCCACGCCGCAUGGCCUUCGUGCGCGGCAGCAACGCGCUGCGAAUACCCCUGGGCGGGAUCGCAGGCGAAGUGGACGGAUGCAGCGGGAGACUACGUUUGAUAUUCUGCGGAAUCUUGGUAAAGCGCUUGCACCUAUUUCUCAGCCAAUUCGCUCGUCGCCUGAAGAGGAGACGACACCCGAGCCCGUGAAAGAAGUAAUCGAUGAAAUUGACGAGCUCGACAAUGAACCGGAGAUCCCGCGACCGAGGUUGUCUUUACCUAUGGACGUUGGGGACGAAGGCAGCGAGACUAGCCCCGAUCUGCGCCCUCCUCGACUAUCGCUGGCUUUCGAGGAAGAUGAUAUCACCUACCAGUCUGUCGAAUACCCGCGUCGGGAUCUCAGCAUUCGAGACCGGGAACGCCUAUCAAUGAUGAGUCGUGCCGGCAGAAUCAGUGGGGACUUCGAGGAGACCCAGUUAGAAGGCGACUUCGACGCUGGGAACGAAACCGGGAUUGUGGGCGAUUACGAUGAACCCGAAGAAACGAUGGUUAGUGGUGGUGACUUUGAUCGAGGGGGAGAAACAGAGGAUCUGGGCCGAUUUCACUUUGAUCUGGACUUCCCAUCCCCGAACGCCGCCGCGGUUGAGGCCCCGCUUGAUGAGCCUGAGAAUGAUAUGGAGGAUUUCCAAUUAUCUACAGCGGAUGUUGAACCAAUGGCUGGCUUGGUCCCGUCCGACAAUGAAGACGAUGCUGGAGAGGCCGACAUGGGGUUCGGAAUGAACUUCCCACUUGCCGCGUCUCCAAGUACGAGCCCGGGAAUUGUUGGGGGAGGUUUGCGAGGCGAGGACUAUCCCACGAAGGGCCCAAAGGAAAAGAAAAUUUCCCGACAUGGGAUUCCCGUGCCGAAUCUGCCUGCAGGCGUGGUCAAGAAGCUGGCCACUCGCUUUGCGCGUACAGGAUCAAAGACCAAAAUCAACAAGGCCACACUGGCAGCAAUCGAGCAGGCCUCCUCAUGGUACUUUGAGCAAGUGAGCCAGGACUUGUCUGUGUACUCUAAGCAUGCCGGACGAAAGACCAUUGACGAGAGCGACGUCACCGCAUUGAUGAGAAGACAACGCCAUAUCAACAGUUCAACCACGGUGUUUUCUCUUGCCCAGAAGCAUUUGCCCAAGGAAUUGCAGCAGGACAUGAGACUGGCCAUGCCGCCAUGA
This is a messenger RNA of Penicillium lagena, 1422 nucleotides long. RefSeq lists its product as uncharacterized. Gene Ontology annotation, molecular function: protein heterodimerization activity; chromatin binding. The record is from RefSeq and is a predicted model, not a curated record. NCBI's taxonomy places the organism in Eukaryota, Fungi, Ascomycota, Eurotiomycetes, Eurotiales, Aspergillaceae. Gene Ontology annotation, cellular component: FANCM-MHF complex; Fanconi anaemia nuclear complex. The coding region runs from base 1 to 1422 and encodes 473 amino acids. The transcript has 5 exons. Gene Ontology annotation, biological process: replication fork processing; resolution of meiotic recombination intermediates.